GAACCUAACCAGAAACGCGCCGUAGAACGAGCGAAAUAUGGUUUUCCUUGGUGCUCGCGUACUUGCAAUAUUAAGUCGACGCUCUAGUUGUCUGCGACCCAACGUCAUACGAUUUGCGAGCGUACUGCCAGAUGCUGCAGUUGACUACGAGACAGCAAAGAGAGAAUUCCAUUUGGACGUUCCUCGACAUUUCAACUUUUCUAGCGUCAUAGAGAGAUGGGCUGCAAUAGAGAAGGCUAGAGGAAGACAAAACCCCGCCCUGUGGUGGGUUGAUGACAACGGCAAUGAACGCGGAUGGUCGUUUGCGGAGCUAGUUGAUAGCUCCAAAAGGAUUGCCAACUUGUUGACUGGAAUUUGUAAAUUGAAAAGAGGAGACAAACUUAUUCUUGUCUUACCAAGACUUCCUGAGUGGUGGAUGGUCAAUUUAGCCUGCAUCAGAGCUGGAAUUAUAGUAAGUCCUGGCACAACUCAACUGACUUCCCAUGAUAUUAAGUACCGACUGGUGACUUCUGAAGCAGCAUGCAUUGUAGCUGAUGGGGAAAAUGCUGACAAAAUUGACCAGAUAUCUGAUCAAGAGUGUCCUGAUCUCAAGGUUCGCCUUCUAAUUAAUGGUGAUGGUAACAGACAAGGAUGGAUUCCGUAUCAUGACUUUGUGGAAGAAACUGCUGUCUCGAAUGAUUAUGAGAUGUGUGACACUUUGUCAUCGGAACCAAUGAACAUUUUUUUCACUAGUGGAACAACUGGUUUUCCCAAAAUGGCACUGCAUACGCAUGCCAGUUAUGGCCUGGGUCAUCUGAUUACAGGAAGAUACUGGUUAGGACUUACUCCUAAUGACGUUUUCUGGAGCAUGUCUGAUACUGGAUGGGCAAAAGCAUACUGGUCAUCAUUGUUUGCUCCUUGGUCAGAAGGAGCCACUGUGUUUGUUCAUCAUACUGAUAGUUUUGAUCCUAGAAGAACGUUGCAGGUUUUGAGUUCAUAUCCAAUAACAAGUUUUUGUUCUGCACCAACUGCUCUUCGAGUAUUGGUUCAUGAAGAUUUGAAGAGUUUUCAGUUUCAGUCACUAAGGCAGGUGGUCAGUGCUGGAGAACCUCUAAACCCUGAAGUCAUAGAGCAAUGGAAGGCAGGCACAGGCAUAACAAUCAGAGAAGGAUAUGGCCAAACAGAAACAACACUGUUGUGUGGAACCCUCACUGGUAUGGAGGCUCGGUUAGGUUCUAUGGGUAAACCAGCACCGGGAUAUGACAUCAAAAUUAUUGACAAAGAUGGAAAUGAGAAUGAUGUCGGUAGUGAAGGAGAAAUUGCAAUUAAACUGGCACCCAAGAGGCCAGUUGGACUGUUUUCAGGAUAUUUGAAUGACCAAGAACGUACGGAGUCGUGCUUUGUUGGUGAUGACUACUAUCUUACUGGUGACAGAGGCUACUUUGAUGAAGAUGGAUACAUCUGGUUUGUCAGUCGUUCAGAUGAUGUUAUCAUAACAGCUGGGUACCGUGUUGGGCCGUUUGAAGUAGAGAGUGCUCUUGUCAGUCACAAAGCUGUUCUAGAAUCGGCUGUUGUGGGUAGCCCUGACAAAGAGAGAGGCACAAUUAUUAAAGCUUUUGUUGUGCUGUCACCCGGGUAUCAAGGAAAUGAAGAUUUGAAAUCCGAGUUACAGACUCAUGUUCGAAAUGUUACCGCACCUUACAAAUAUCCUAGAAAGAUUGAGUUUGUAGCAAGUUUACCUAAAACCAUGAGUGGCAAAAUCAGACGAGUAGAACUCAGGGAACUUGAAAUGAAGAAUUCUAAAUCCAUGGAAUCUACGUGAACUGACAGACAGUAACAGGACUUCAGAACUCGAUCCUCAUACUUACUGAAUGCAUAUUAAUAAUAGAGCUAGGAUCUUGCUGGUAUAUACUAGAUCAAAAAAAUUAUCUACCCUUUGUGGUUUGUCUUUAAAAUAGUCAUGCACAACAAGCAAACCAU
Messenger RNA from Corticium candelabrum, 1959 nucleotides. RefSeq names its product acyl-coenzyme A synthetase ACSM3, mitochondrial-like. Gene Ontology annotation, molecular function: fatty-acyl-CoA synthase activity; fatty acid ligase activity. The coding region runs from base 38 to 1801 and encodes 587 amino acids. Gene Ontology annotation, biological process: fatty acid biosynthetic process; acyl-CoA metabolic process. The record is from RefSeq and is a predicted model, not a curated record. Gene Ontology annotation, cellular component: mitochondrial matrix. The transcript has 16 exons. Lineage: Eukaryota; Metazoa; Porifera; Homoscleromorpha; Homosclerophorida; Plakinidae.